AUGAUUGCUCUCAGAGGUCAUAAUGAUUCUGGACGAGUGAGUCUUGAAGAACCUGACGAAAAUGACGGAAAUUUCCGAUCAUUGUUGAGAUACCGAGCUAACAGCGGAGAUAAUCUUCUUAAGGACCAAUUGAUCAGUGCUGGUGGAAAAACAAUGUACACAAGCCCUGUCAUUCAGAACGACAUCAUCAACACAUUUGGUUCUUUGAUUCAAUCCAAAAUUGUGGCAAAAGUAAGGAAUUCUAUCUUCUAUUCUGUUUUAGCGGAUGAAACCACUGAUAUAAGCCAAAUAGAACAAUUUUCACUUUGCAUUCGCUAUGUUGAUGAAGAAACUUUCAAAAUCAGAGAAGAUUUCCUAACAUUUGUCCCCGUUCAUGAUGUAACUGGUGCAGGUUUGGCGAAAACUGUAUUAGAGACCUUGUCAAAUUUAGGUCUUGAUUUGAACAAAUUGAGAGGCCAAGGAUACGAUGGUGCUGCCACUAUGAGUGGCAAGUUCAGAGGAGUUCAAGCUGCUAUCAGAGAAAAACUACCAUUGGCCCUUUAUACACAUUGUUCUUCGCAUACACUCAACUUGUGCUUGUCAGAUGCAAGUAGCAUUUCCUCUAUUAGAAACUGCAUGGGUGUCAUUAAAGAAAUAUGUGCAUUCUUUCAUGCAUCAGCUAAGAACACAGAGAUUUUAAAAUCCACGAUUUCAGAGUGCUUUCCUGAUGAAAAGAGAAAGAAGCUGAUUUCAUUGUGCGAAACGCGAUGGGUGGAGAGACAUGACUCAGUUAUUCUAUUCAAAGAAAUUUUAGAAGCUAUCAUACUCUCUCUACAUAAGAUAGAAGAAUCUAGUGUUUCAUCAACUAAAGCAUUUGCUUUAAGUCGUGCCAUUUGUACUUUUCCAUUUAUUGUUAAUCUUUUCAUUUUGAGCCAGAUGCUGUCGACUACACACAGCUUGUCUGAGACCCUUCAGAAAAAAAACAUUGACCUUAGUCAGGCUAUGAGCAACAUCACAACUGUUUUAGACCUACUGUCAAAACAGAGAUCAAAUGCCGAGCAAACGUUCAAACCAUUAUAUGAACAGGUGAAGACAAUAGCCUCCAAACUUUUUGUCACAGAGGAGCUUCCACGAUUUUGUCGGCUUCAAACAACACGCAACAAUGUACCUUAUACCACAGAAGAAGAAUAUUAUAGACGAGCAGUUUAUGUGCCAUACCUGGAUGAUUUUUGUGAAGCGUUAAGGGAAAGAUUCCAAUCUCAUAAAGACACAAUAAUAUCUUUACAAAACAUUCUUCCACAAUUUUGUAUCAGAACAGACAUCACUUCAUUAGAAGCUGCAUUGAAAUUAUAUGAACCAGAUUUGUCAUUUAACGACAUUGUGCGAAGUGAGUUUAAGCUGUGGCAAGAAAAGUGGAAACAGGAAAGACCAGAAGUUCUGCCAAAAACGGCGAUUAGUUCUCUAGAAAACUGUGACGAAGAUCUAUUCCCCAACAUUUAUAUCCUUCUAAAAAUACUAGCUGUCCUUCCCGUGUCAGUCGCUACCGUUGAAAGGACUUUCUCUAGCCUAAGAAGACUGAAAACUUACCUAAGGAACAGCACAUCUGAGAAUAGACUAAAUGGUCUCGCAUUACUCUCUAUUCACAGAGACAUCACAGUUAGCGACGAGGAAGUUCUUGAUAAGUUUGCUAGUGUACCGAGAAAACUGGGGUUUGUUUUGUAA
This is a messenger RNA of Coccinella septempunctata (seven-spotted ladybird), 1701 nucleotides long. Its product is annotated as 52 kDa repressor of the inhibitor of the protein kinase-like. The record is from RefSeq and is a predicted model, not a curated record. Gene Ontology annotation, molecular function: protein dimerization activity. The coding region runs from base 1 to 1701 and encodes 566 amino acids. The transcript has a single exon. Lineage: Eukaryota; Metazoa; Arthropoda; Insecta; Coleoptera; Coccinellidae.